Messenger RNA from Prorocentrum cordatum, 2415 nucleotides. The record is from the annotation of a GenBank genome assembly. NCBI's taxonomy places the organism in Eukaryota, Dinophyceae, Prorocentrales, Prorocentraceae.
AUGGCGAGGUCCCAGCGUGGCGGCAGCAGUGGCAGACGCAGCAGGGCCUAUUGGAUGUGCAGCUGCGGGUGCUGGAAGUGGGACUGGCGCUCCACGUGCCUCAGCUGUGGGUAUGCCGCACCGCCCUGGGCUACGGAGGCACCCCGCGGCAAGGCGAAGCCCGAGGCUGACAAGGACGGCUGGGUGGACCAGCCUCGGGGGCGUCGAACCCAGCGGCAGGCCCGCAGCGCGGCGUCGCGCACGGCAUCCACCAAGUCGCAGACCUCGGCUUCGGCGGCGAGUGGGGCGCCCAGCAACGGAGGAGCAACGGCGAUCGAGAGGCUGCGGGCAACGGUCGAGCGGCUUGAGGCGCUGCAGGCUGGGCCGCCAGACGGCGUCGACAGCUGCUUCACGGAAGUCGUGGCCAACCUGCUGGAGGCGAAAAGGGCAGAGCUGGCCAUCGCCCAGAAGGAGGCAGAGGCGAACGCCAUCAGCAAGGAGGAGAAGCGGCUCCGCGCAGCCCGCCAGGCUCUCGAUCAGAAGCAGGCGGCGCGGGACCUCGCGGAGGUCCAGCUGCAGAAGGCCCAGGACGAGCUCGCGGCGCUCGACGGCGAGGUGGAGGAGGCCAGCAAGGCGCUCCAGGUCCUCGAGGAGGCAGCCCGUGAAGAGGCGGAGGAGCGGCGGCGCCAGCGCGCAGCCGAGUGGGCUGGAGCUAGCCACGUGCCAGGGCUCCUCACGCAGCUGGACAAGCUGCCAGAAACCUGGGGCUCCAGCAACUUUGAGGUGGAGGCGGUGCGGGCGCAGCUCGCGGUGCCCCCGCCAGCACCCGAGCGAGCGCCUUGGGCCGAGUCCUGCCCCAUGGACGAGAUCAGCAGCGACGAUGGCGAGCUCGCGGGCAGCGGCGUGCCUUGGUGUCCCAAGCAUGCAAGCGAGAGCUGGUCGCUGAGGCCGCGGACCUGGCCCCUCUGGCUGCUCGCCCUGCUGGCCAAGCAGCUGGGAGCAGCGAUGGAGGAGUGUAGCCGAGGCAGGUGUGCGCCCAGCUGGGCCAGUGCGGCGGGGCAGGGUCCGUGCGCGAGCGGCAGUGCCGAGGGGGAGGCGCUGCCCCAGCCCCUGGGCGCCCAUGCUGCCAUGCCGGUUUUCGUUCCCCAGCCUGACGAAGGAGUCCGACCGAUUGCGAACGGCCCACUGCCCAUGCGCAUUUGGGGCAGCCCGAGGCAGCCCACCAGCGUGCUGUGGGAGGCGGAGCACGAUCACCGCCUCUUUGGGAGCAAGAUGGCCCGCAAGUUUUUCAAGGCAGGCUGGCGGUGCAGCGUCCGUGCAGCCGUUGCCGCCUGUGUGCGAGUGAGGGGUUGUGCCACCGCCAGCCUCUGCCUGGACAUCACCAGGCUCUACGAGAACCAGCGGCACGCCUCCUUGUGGAGGUGCGGAGUCGAGCAUGGCUUCGACCUGUGGGCACUUCGAGGCAUGCACGUGCUCUACCAGGCGGGAGCUGGAGAGCGCAGGGCUGGAAUCUCUUCUGUAAGACCUUGCAAGCCAGGAACCUCUUCAUGGGCGCCGCCCCUGCGGGACGUGAAAUGCAUGAGGACCGAGUGCGAGACCCUGGAGCCGUGUGCCGUAAGCGUGGGCUGCCCCCGCAGUCGGCACCCUAGUGGACCGCAGGGGACGCCGCCGCCCAGCGCGCCGUGGAGAGGCCUCAGCCCGCAUCAGACGGCCAAGGAUAGCGAGGACUUCACGGUGUGGAUGCUCGCCACCUUUGCAGGGCCAAUGGUUGAGGAGGCCAACUCUGACGGCAGCUCCACCGUGACCUGCCUACGCAGCAGGGCCACUGCCCAUCUGAGGGGCAGGACCCUGGAGUACCUCGAGCCAGGAACCUUCGAGGAGGAGAAGGUGCCAGCCCACUGCUCGAGGCAGGCCGUGCCUGGCGAGCUCCUGGCGGAAGCCCAUCGGCGUGACCUCGAGCACGCUGAUCGCCUGGCCAAGGUGGGUGCCCAGAUGCAUGCGGUGGACAGGCAAACUGGUGGCGAGCACCACGCGCUGGCGGAGACCGUGCUGGAGCUCAGGCGCUGGAACUGGCGGGCAGCCAUCUUCUGGCAGAACAUCGUGGCCAAGGACUGUGAACGGCUCCCUCAUGCAGCUGAGCGGCGCCAGGUACGUUUCGCUGCUGCAGUGGCUUUGCAGGCGGCAGAGGAGGCCGCUAGCGCAGAGCCGAGGGCCAGGCGGCCGCGCCUGGAGAGCGCACGCUCGGCUGGCAGCAGCUCAGCAGCCCGCUCGGCCAGCGCGGUAGCCUGCAGCAACCUGGGACGCGCCCUCUCCUACACCUGCACUGGAGAAGGUGACGAAGGGCCAGAGCUCUUGGCGUGCACCAAGUGCGACACCUACGUGACGUUGGGAGGUCGCGCGGAGCGGUGCCCAGGCGACAAGGCCACAAGGGGGCAG